GCGCACACACGCUGCAGCGCCACGCACCCCUCGCUCUCUGUCUCUCUCUCUCUCACACACACACACACACGCACACACACACACACACAAACAUCAUUUCCAGUGGAGACUGGCACAGAGACGCAGCGCCACGACCACUCCGAUAUGUCUGUUUGGUGCGGACCGCUGAAAGUUCUGCGCAGAGAGGCGGAUAGAUUCAUCUAGCUCGUCCCAGAUAGCGGAUUAAAUUCACGCUUUGGUUUCUUUCUUUCCUUUUUUUUCCUCCUCUUUUCUCCUCCUCCUCCUCCCUCUCCUCCUCCUCUGGUUUCGUGUUACAAAGCCUUGGGAGGGAGUUGCGCGGAGAGCCAGUUUCUCUGUGCAGAAACUGCAUGAUAGGAUCAUAUGGCUUGAUUUGCCUUAUAGUCCAAACAUUAAAGAGAGAAAAUAGAGGACAUAAGAGAAGAGAGAAACCGUGGUCCAUUACAUCUGUAACUGAUGAGGAUGUGGAAUAAUUUAUAACUCCGAUUCAAAAACAAAUCCGAGAUAACGGAGAGAGAGAGAGAGAGGAGGGAGAAGGAGAAACGGAUACUGGAUCUGUCGUCAGAGAAAGACGGAGAGGAAAGCGCAGGACGCGUUGACUGGAAUCAUCAGCAGCGGGAGCACCGUGAUAAUAAGCCCGAUGUGACCUUCAUCCGAGCUGAGUGUCUCUAUUCAACAUUCACGAAGAAGACGGGCAGAGAGACUGCAAAGGACAUUAAGAAGAAAGCACAGAGACGCACGAGGGAGGAGGAGAAAAUCAAGCUGCCAAGAGCCGGGCUGCUCUUUCGAGUCCCUCUGAUCGACUGAUUGAUCCCUCGAUUCAUCACUCAACGCCAGUUCCAACGAAUGGGAGCUGACAUGGGAGCCAUGGGUGGGACCAAGGUCUUGCUCCUGGUGUUUUUGGUUGGAUGGGAGAAGUCGCUGGGUCUCAACUGGAACCCAGUCCCACGCAAGACUGUUCGAUACCAGGGUGUGUUGGACAGCAUGGCGAGGUUCAGCGUUCAGGGAGUGUUCAACUACAGCAUGCUGACUCUGUCCGACCACGAGAGGGUUUUGUACGUUGGAGCACGGGAGGUGUUGUUCGCCCUGGACCCCAAUGACAUCAGCAAACAGCUACGGCCACAGAUUGACUGGCCGGCUCCGCAGGAUAAGAAGAGAGAGUGUGUUGCCAAGGGGAAGAACAACCAGACCGAGUGCUUCAACUACAUCCGUUUCCUGCAGAGCUAUAACCAUACACACCUCUACACCUGCGGCACCUACGCCUUCCAGCCCAAAUGCACCUACGUGAAUGCAGACCAUUUUACCCUCAACACUGCAGCCCUGGAAGACGGGAAGGGUAAAUGCCCAUAUGACCCUGCCAAGGGGCAUACUGGCCUGAUAGUGGAUAAUGAGCUGUACUCAGCAACGCUCAACAACUUCCUGGGUACAGAGCCAGUCAUUCUGAGGAACCUAGGCCAACAGCACUACAGUAUGAAGAGCGAAUACUUGCCUGCCUGGUUAAAUGAGCCAGACUUUGUGGGCUCAGCCCUGGUGAGGGAGAGCCUCGGCAGUAAAGAGGGGGGGGACGACGACAAGAUCUACUUCUUCUUCAGCGAGCGAGCGUUGGAGCUGGAUUGUGACACUGAGCUCACUGUGGCCAGGGUGGCCCGCGUCUGCAAGGGGGAUCUGGGUGGUACAAGGACCCUGCAGAAGAAGUGGACCACCUUCCAGAAAGCUCGGCUGGAGUGCUCCCUCCCCGAGCGUCACAUCUCCUUCAAUAACCUGAGGGCAGUCUUCACACUGCAGGGCCCGGACUGGCGGGGAACCACCUUCUUUGGCAUCUUCCACGCCCAGUGGGGUGACGUGGACGUGUCAGCAGUGUGCCAGUACCAGAUCAGUGAUGUGAAGAAGGUGUUUGAAGGAGCCUACAAAGAGUACAGGGAGGCAUCCCAAAGAUGGGGACGCUACACCGGUGUUUUGCCAAUCCCACGGCCUGGAUCGUGUAUAACCAACUCAGACAGGGAGAACGGCUACGACAGUUCUCUGCAGCUGCCUGACGCCACGCUCAACUUUGCCAAGAAGCACCCGCUGAUGGAUGACAAAGCUCUAGCCCGCCCCCUGCUGCUCACCAAGGGCGUCAACUUCACGAGGCUGGCAGUGGAUCGGGUUAGCGCCCUUGACCAGCGAGUGUACAACAUGCUCUUCAUUGGCACAGCGGAGGGCUGGUUGCAAAGGGUGGUGAUCCUGGGCUCCGAGGCCCACGUGAUAGAGGAGAUCCAGCUGUUUGAGACAGCCCAACCAGUGGACAGCCUGACCAUUUCACACACCAAGAAGUAUGUGUACAUCGGCUCUCGUUCUGAGGUUCUCCAGCUGCCCUUGGCCAACUGCAGCCGCUAUCAGUCUCAGCCAGACUGUCUGCUCGCGAGGGACCCCUACUGCGCUUGGGACAGUGAGGGUCGGGCCUGUGUCCGCACUGACCUCCACCGCGGAUCCACCUCCUCCCUGUCACAGGACCUCAUGCUGGAAAGGUUCAGCCGAGGAAAAGCCAAGUUCGAUAAACCCGUCUCCAUUCCCAGCCCUGAGCACUCCCGUCUAAGGAACAUAACGGUAGUGGUGGGGUCUGACAUGGUGCUGCCUUGCCAGCUUGUCUCUAACCUGGCUCAACCCUGCUGGGUUCUCAACGACCGUGAGCUCCAGCUGGGUGACCCCGAGGCGGGAGGGCCACGCUUUGAUCGGACCCUCAAGGCCCUCGUCGUUCCUGAAGCGGGCCAGAUGCAAGCAGGACGCUAUAUCUGCUACUCUGAAGAGCAGGGGGUCAAGUUUCAGACGGAGCGCUACCAGGUGGCUGUAGUAGCUAGUGCUCCAGUCUUCAUGGAGGCCCGGGCUCCAGACAGCAGCAUGGGGCUCUUCUGGGUGUUGGUCAUCACCCUCGGAGCGGCGUGCCUGCUGCUCCUUGUAGCAGCUCUUUACCUCCGUAGGAGGCUGAAGCUUGCACUGGGUAAGGGAGCCGACAUGAAGCCUCUUGAGAGCACCCUGGUCUACCCCAUCACGCUGCCCAAAGAGCCACCCACCUUUGUGCCCAGCAAGAUGCCCACCGACGAGGACCGUUUCUGGGAGACAGGUGCCAACUACUACUACUCAGAUGGCUCGCUGAAAAUCGUUCCCGGUCACGCCCUUGGACCCACCACUGUUAGCAGCACGGCGUCACCCAGCACCAUUCCCGGCCAGCCCAUCCACUCCCCCAGCCGUCUCAGCCUCACCAACAUCCGAGGCUCUGGUAGCAACGGCUACAUCCGCCUCAACCUGAGCACUGCAGGGGAGGAUAGGGCUAGCGGGGCUGGCGCUGGGGGCGGCGGGCUUGGAGGCCUGGGCAUGAGCGGGAACGACUACUCCAGCCCCUUCAAGGAAGAGCUGAGACGCACUCUACAGCAGAGAAGCGUGCUUCCCGACGCCAACCCGGAGGAGUCGUCCGUCUAGGCCUGUCCUCCUCCGUCUCCAUUCCCUGAGUUGGAAAAUCAAAACAACCAACCUACCUCCCUCCUUUUGAGGAUGCCUGCUCUCUCUCUCUUUCAGUGACACGCUGUCAAUACCCCAUGCUCUCUCUGUCUCUCUCGCUCAGCCAAUGCCUGUUUGGCUCACUGUAGACAUUUAUAGCACACAGCAUGUUAAAUAUACACACUCAUACACCAUGUUCGCCAACAUGCACUACUAUUAUUAUUGUGUCCUGGGUAACAUGCAGUCAUGAUUGUGGCUUUCUCUUCUUCCACUGUGCAAUCGCCACCUGUGUAAAUUGUGUAUUUAAAAAGGCUGAACGCAGAGGAGAACACCUCAAGCAUGGAAACUAAACAAAUGGCGUUACAUGUCUUCUGAAGGGCACAUUUCUUUUACGUUGAGUGGACCAAGUGAGGCGUUUAGCCCCCUGUGCUAAAAUCAGUUGACGGACGAAAAAUGCAACUGACUGGAAAUAUGUAUUGAUUCUCUGUCCUUCUGUUCCCCUGAGACUUUUUCAGCUUACUGCACUAAAAAACUGGAAGCGUGUCUUCCCUUUUUGUAUUUGUGAGCCAAGAGCGUGAGAGCGGUAUAAAAAGACUAAUUAAUCUCGAAGCAAGACGACAAUCAUGUCCCCGUAGCAGGAGCUCUUCGCGGGACCGAGAGGAGACGAGAGAGAGAGCGAGAGACAAAGAGAGAGGAAAUGAAAUGGAAAAUGAAGUGAAUUGGAGUGAAAGACACAAGAGGGUUUUUGAAUGAAGGACAAUCUCUCAAGACUUUCUCUGCUCAAUUUAUAUUUUUUCCCCAAUGUUGUAUUUACCCCAGAGAAAUUCCUUGAUCCUUCCAUUUAAUUUGUUGUGAUAGUUGGUUUGAAUUAAGACAUUUCUUGUUGUUCUUUUUCUAUGUCUUACGGACUACAGCAGUGUUCAAAUAGUUAUCAACCGGCUAAUGGCUCUCCUCUGUGAAUGACAAUGCGAGGGCAAGCGCUCACAUUCCUUGCUCAGCCCCUGCACGGUGACCUUCAAGCGCACCUUCAAGUCCAAUAUAGGCUACUACAAGUGCACUCCAAACGACAUUUAUUAGAGUCACAUUGUGUAAGAGACAAGUGUUUGUUCGAGCCCUUUUGGACGUUUGUUCGUCUCUUUAGAAAGAAAAAGGCUAUUUGCAUUCAGCUCUUCGCAGCGGAACAAUAACCGCACACUUAAUUCCAAAUUGAAGCUGACAUGAAGACAUUAGGCAUGGAGAAUGUAGUUGAACCCUCACUGUUGCGACCGCUGUGGAUGUCUCAAUAAGUGCUUUAUAUCUUACGUGUUUGGUGAGGGUGGUAACUUGCACUGCCAAGAAGGAAACUACACCUCCCACACACACACUUACACACUUACACAAUUAAGGUCCUAUGAAUGAAAACCAUCCUGGACUAUAGUGUGUUUCUGACACACCCUUAAACUCCAUGAAAUCCCCCCCUCUUACCGAUGCCCAGAGACUGAACUGGGGCUACUGUGGACAGAGGAAGAGCACUGUAAAACACACCAACACAAAAAGAAGACACACACAAUGUUGACUGAGGAAUGGACAGACAGGAAUAAUUGCUGCUGUGCUGACAAACUGCUGGCUCCAGGCAGGAAGCAGUCGUGAACCAAUGAAAGGGGUGGCUUUUAUUUUUGGGACGUGUCUGUCGGGACCAGAGGAGCACAGCAAGAAGGAAGGGGAGGACAAAAAUACCCUGUUUUGCCCCCACUGUGUACAGAGCGCUGAGAGAGAUGUAGAAUAUCAAAAUGAUCCCAAGGUUGAAGAGGUACUCAGCCAACGAGCUCCAUCCUACUGUUGCAUGAUCCUCUGCAAGUGGACUAUACUUCUUUGAUAUGAUCAUCCUUGUACAAGUGCAUCAUUUUGAUCGACCAUUUUUGGACUUUUACAGACACAAAUAUUGUGGAACACUAAUGCCCUCUUUGAAAAAAACAAAAACAAAAUAUGUCUGAUUUUAUGGUUCAAGGGUUGUACAGGAAUUCAUGGCUGCGUUUCAACAUGUUUACUUUUUCUGUGCCUCUUCACCUUUUGGAUAAGCCAAAGUAGACUGCAGUUGCUUUUGUUCUUGUUGAAAUGCUUAAAUUAAUUUUAUUUGAUUCCAGAUCGAUAUAUUUAAGUCUGAGCAGUCCGUCCACUUUGCUACACUGAGCUGAUGUCUGCAACCUUUCUGCAUAUAUUAUCUGCAGAUAGAUUUUCCCACAAGAUGGACUUCCUGUUUACUUCCUGUUUUUAUAUGUCAGUAGUGGUCUGCUGAACCCAAUUCUUUAUCCCCCUCAAUUCAUGAAAGGCUGAAUAAUGUCACAAAACUUUAACCUAUAUUUAAUUUAAAAGCCCCCAAAAACCAAAUAUAUAUCUGUUGAUUCAAAGCAGAUCAGUGAUGAGAAUGUGUCCACUUUAUAUUAAAUCCCCUGAAGCAGAAAACAUAUAAGCUCUUUACACUGGUACUUGGUUUUGUCUUAAUAUAUUUCCCUGUUAAAGUUGGGCUUUUCUUUUCAGAUGUUGCAAAAACAAACAAAAAAAAGAAAAAAAAAGAUAAAGGCAUACAGGUUUCAAGCUUGAAAAAAAAUGCAUGUGUAAUGUACUUUAUGUGCAUUUCUUCAGUUCUUACACAUUUGUUUGCUCAUAGUAUUUCCUCUCAGACAAGGCUUUAAGUUCUGCUGUUUGUUUUGUUUUUUUAUUAUUUGUAUUAUUCUAUUAUCAUCCAGUUUUAUUUUGCCCCAUUUUUGCUUGUCUGUUAUUGAUAUUUUAUGUUUGUUAAAAUAUGUUAAGUAACUUAUUUCACUUGUACAAACAUGUUGAUAUUUAUUAUCAUUGUACAUAUGUCCUUAUUUUUUAUAUGUGUAUAUAUACACAAAUAAAAAUAGAGAUAUAUUUGA
Larimichthys crocea (large yellow croaker) is the source of this 6389-nucleotide messenger RNA. It is a transcript of the gene sema4c, whose product is annotated as sema domain, immunoglobulin domain (Ig), transmembrane domain (TM) and short cytoplasmic domain, (semaphorin) 4C. Lineage: Eukaryota; Metazoa; Chordata; Actinopteri; Sciaenidae. Gene Ontology annotation, molecular function: semaphorin receptor binding; chemorepellent activity. The transcript has 17 exons. Gene Ontology annotation, biological process: axon guidance; neural crest cell migration; negative chemotaxis. The coding region runs from base 865 to 3474 and encodes 869 amino acids. The record is from RefSeq and is a predicted model, not a curated record. Gene Ontology annotation, cellular component: plasma membrane; synaptic vesicle membrane.